This is a messenger RNA of Colletotrichum orchidophilum, 753 nucleotides long. Its product is annotated as O-methyltransferase. Bases 1 to 753 code for a protein of 250 amino acids. Gene Ontology annotation, molecular function: O-methyltransferase activity; S-adenosylmethionine-dependent methyltransferase activity. The record is from RefSeq and is a predicted model, not a curated record. Lineage: Eukaryota; Fungi; Ascomycota; Sordariomycetes; Glomerellales; Glomerellaceae. The transcript is spliced from 3 exons.
AUGAAGUCCUCCGUCUCGGUCCUCUACCCAAACGAGUCCGUCUCGCGCAACGUGACGACGUAUUCCGAGUCCCGCUCCACCGACCUGCCCGCGCACAUCGUCGCCUACCACGACCACAUUGACAAGACGCAGCCCGAGACGUCCAUGUUGAUGAUUAGCAACUUCCAGGCGCAGAACCACAUUUGGAUCGCGAAGCUAAUUGGAGCCAAGAGGGUCCUCGAAAUCGGUGUCUACGUCGGCUACUCCGGCAUGGUCUGGUCCCACGCCGUGGGCCCGGAAGGCACCGUCACCGGCCUCGAGUUCAGCCCCGACUACGCAAAGCAAGCCGAGGAGGCCUGGGCCGCCAACGGCAUCAAGAACGCGUCCGUCAUCGUUGGCGAUGCUCUGGAGACCCUGCCCACACUUAACCCCUCAGAACCCUACGACCUCAUCUUCAUCGACGCCCAAAAGUCGGGCUACCCAUCCUACCUCGCCACCAUCCUCUCCGCCUCCUCGCCCGGCAUCGAGAACCGUCUCCUUCGCCCAGGGGGUCUCAUCGUCGCCGACAACGUCCUCCGCCGCGGCAUCGUCGCCGACGACUCGGACUCGAACCCGUGGGUCCAGCGCGAAAAGGGCGAGCGCGCGGCCUACUGGCGCUCCGAGGACGUUGAUAAGCUGCGCGAGUUCAACAGCGCCGUCCACGACGAGCCGAGGUUGGAUUCUUGGCUGAUGCCGCUUUAUGAUGGCGUUCAUCUCGCUAGGCUGGUCGAUUAG